UGUGUUUGAGGCUGGACUGCAGGGAGAUUAAGCAGAGAGACGCACCGACUCCAUGAGCACAAGUGGAUGGAAAGAGCCCAAUGCAAUGGAGACCCGCGGUGCACAGAUCGGUACCCUAUAAACUCAAGAAGGAGAGAAGAGAGGCUUGCAUGAGACAAAGGGGAAUGAAGAGUAGGAUAAAGAGUUUUAAUGAAGAGUUGAGAUUAUAUUUUCCAAAAUGGCACGGAUUUGCUCCCAUGCAAAUGCGCAUUUUGCAAAGAUGACAUAGCACUUGAGAAAAUGGGAAUCCUCCAGGAUCAGAACUCACUCACGACCUGAAUGAAAAGAGAAAAGGGAUUCUAUUCAAAUCGGAAUUUAGUUUUGUUUUGCCUUCUUUUACUUGACAAGCCUCGGUUGUGAGUGAACGCAGAGUGAAAUAUGAAUCUGGGCAAAGCACUUCUGUUUUUCCUCCUCUCAAAUUGUGUGACAAUGACUUUGUCUCUAUCCACUUGCACCACUGUGGACAUCGACCACAUAAAGAAAAAGAGAGUAGAGGCGGUCCGGGGACAGAUUCUCAGUAAACUCCGGCUGACCAGUCCGCCUCAAACAACAGGUCCAAGUCAAGUGCCGUUUCAGGUUCUGGCCCUUUAUAACAGCACCAAGGAGCUCAUUGAGGAGCUGGGAAGAGACAGGCAGCAGAGUUGCGGACAGGAUAACACGGAGACUGAGUACUAUGCCAAAGAGAUUUACAAGUUCAACAUGAUCAAUGGUCCGCCAGAAAACAAUGACCUCCCCUACUGUCCUAAGGGUGUCACCUCCAAGGUAUUCCGCUUCAAUGUCUCCACCAUGGAGAAGAACUCCACCAACUUGUUCCGCGCCGAGUUUCGAGCCCUGCGGAUCCCCAACCCUGGCGCCAAGAGAAACGAGCAGAGGAUUGAGCUCUACCAGAUCCUCCAGAAAGACGACCCCAAAGCCAAACAGCGCUACAUUGGGGGCAAGAACGUCCUGACCAAGGGAACGCCUGAGUGGGUCUCCUUUGAUGUAACAGAGACAGUCAGAGAGUGGCUGAUGUAUCGACAGACCAAUCUGGGCCUGGAGAUCAGUGUGCAUUGUCCCUGCCACACUUUCAGGCCCAAUGGUGACAUCAUUGAGAAUGCCAGUGAGUUGCUGGAGGUCAAGUUCAAAGGUAUGGAAGCGGACUAUGAUGAUCAGAGAAAAAAACAAAAGGAGCAGCUCUACCCCCACCUCAUCCUCAUGAUGCUCCCUUCCCACAGGCUGGAUGCCCAGUCCUCCUCCCGCAGGCGCAAGCGGGCACUUGACACCAAUUACUGCUUCAACAAUUAUGAGGAGAAGUGCUGUGUGCGACCACUAUAUAUUAAUUUCCGUCAGGAUUUGGGAUGGAGGUGGAUCCAUCAGCCUGAAGGGUACUAUGCGAACUUCUGCUCUGGUCCAUGUCCUUACCUGCGCAGUGCAGACACCACCCACAGCACGCUGCUGAGCCUGUACAACACUAUGAACCCCGAAGCAUCCGCGUCACCCUGCUGUGUUCCUCAGGACUUAGAGCCCCUCACUAUCCUUUACUACGUGGGUCGCUCCCCUAAAGUCGAGCAGCUCUCAAACAUGGUGGUCAAGUCCUGCAAGUGCAGCUAGGCUUCAGGGCCCCGGUGAGAGACGUGGGAUGUGACGGCUCCCAGCACUACUCAGGAGCGGGUAUGAGAGGUUAAAGGGGAGCGCGGUACAGUUCUCUCCUCCCUGAGUCCCUCCAACCCCUGCUUCAGCCUUGCCCAAGCUCUCUCUUCAAAAUCAAAGAUGCAGUCCACCACUUUCCUCUAAAAUCAUUGGCAGCAUUUACCCAGAAGACUCGUCAAACACCACUUUACUAACGCUCUCAAACCCGUCGGGCCUCUUCAGCGAUCGCCUUGUUUGUCAUGUUUCUUUCAUAUUCCAGCAUUUUGAAGAGCCUGUACCUCAGUGUUAUGACAAUGAAAGAGGAACAGAGCGAUAAUUAUCUUACCGGGAGGGAUGCGGACUGAACUCAGCGUGAUAGGAAUACGUCAAAGAGGGUGAAACAAAAAUAAUCAUUUGUUGAGAGCAAACACAUCCCCCGGCCCUGAUACACAGGACACCUUCGAACAUCCGAGCUGGAAACUGACGCUGUGCACGCCACAGCUCCCAACACUGUUUUGUUUAGGAUGAAAUAAUGCUGUUAAAUAAAAAUGACCUUAGGAAAAAAGAAAACAUGCUGGAAACCAACCUUUAUUUCAAAGUAGUAUUUCCAUGGUUCUGUUUACCUCUGUAAUACAACAGGAUGGUGAUUCCAGGGAUCGUUUUUUGUUUUUAAAGUGAAGCCUUUCUGUUGUAUGAGAUGAUGUAUGUCACUAAGUGAACACUUAACUUAGAUCACGAACUGUAAAUGUUUUUCUUAUUACUCUUGGAAACACCUUUUUUUUUUAUUAAAACAUGGACAGUUGGAUAGAACUGUUCUAUUUUCAUUUUUUUCUGAGUUUUCUUUUUUUUUGUAUUAAAUAUUUUAGAGCACUUUAUUUCAGAGGGUAAUAGAUUACAUUCAGAUGACCAAAGUAAAAAAAAAAAAAAAAAUCAAAGUCCAGUGAUUGCCAACUUCCAGUGUAAAGCAUGUGUGGUGAGCAAAUACAUUUACUGACAUGAUCAGCAUGUUUUAAUGUUUUCUGUUGUUUGAUACAGACUGCCGAGAUGAUUCCAAAAAAACUUAUUACAUCUCCAUGCAUGUGUGUUGUGAACAAUCAGCAACAAAACAGAUUAAAUGACUGACUGUAAACAACUCUGUAUCACCACAUGAGAAUAUAGACAUUGAUUUGGACUCCUGUUGGAUUCUUGUAAUACGGCAUGCACUGGCUUUAACAGCAGUAAAUCCACAACAUGAAGUUUAACAUCGAUCGCAACAAACAAACAAAAAAAGAAAGAAAUACAAUCAAGUAUAUUAAAACCAGGUCUGUUGUACUGCAUUGGAAACUACAAUCUGUGCAAAGUCACUGCGAUGAUAAUCAUCAGACGAUAUGACAAAGACAUGCAUGAAAUUCAAGUAUUUUCUGACAAAGACAUCAUAAACAUAAGCUGAAUCUCUUCAUAUAUAACAGAUAUGUUUUAUUCUAUUAACACGCCCUGAGUGAACUCACUAUAUGGUCCCUAGCAACAGACUAUUCACAACGAUAUUGUUCUGCUGGUGCAGCGUUAACCUUCAUUGUAAGCAAGGCUUUGCAUAACCAUAAUCCUUCUUUAUGUUAUGCUUCAAGCUACAGAAACGGCCGAAAAGGCCUUUUGGUAGACAGUGAACAGUGAAUAAAUACUGAAGCAAUAACAAUGAUUUACUUAAUAUUAAUAUUAAAAUUUGGUCCAUCCAAAGGAAUACAACAUCAACAUCUCAACAGUUUACAGGAACAAUCACAAGCCAACUGUACUCUUGAUUCUUUAAACACCCCAGCAACAGCAUUACAUUGUUCUUGUAAACAGGGAACAAGGCAGCAACCAAGCAUAUUCAAGAUCAAACAAUAUUUUUUAGGGCCUCUGAGCAAAAGAUGCAAUAUUUUAACACAUCCUUUGGCAAUGGCCAUAGAGUCAGACUUGGCAGAAAUUUGGCUUCCAACAAGCACAGGGAUGCCAGAAACGGCACAUGAAAGGAACUCCUCGGCAUGCAAGCAAGAUGAGAAGCUGCUCAGACAACCUCUACAAUACUCGUCAAAACCUUUUAUUAGCAAAAAAAAAA
Messenger RNA from Larimichthys crocea (large yellow croaker), 3721 nucleotides. It is a transcript of the gene tgfb3, whose product is annotated as transforming growth factor, beta 3. The record is from RefSeq and is a predicted model, not a curated record. The transcript has 7 exons. Gene Ontology annotation, cellular component: extracellular region. Gene Ontology annotation, biological process: transforming growth factor beta receptor signaling pathway; regulation of cell population proliferation. Gene Ontology annotation, molecular function: cytokine activity; growth factor activity; transforming growth factor beta receptor binding. Bases 418 to 1629 code for a protein of 403 amino acids. Lineage: Eukaryota; Metazoa; Chordata; Actinopteri; Sciaenidae.